Arachis stenosperma is the source of this 1044-nucleotide messenger RNA. RefSeq lists its product as uncharacterized. The record is from RefSeq and is a predicted model, not a curated record. Bases 1 to 1044 code for a protein of 347 amino acids. NCBI's taxonomy places the organism in Eukaryota, Viridiplantae, Streptophyta, Magnoliopsida, Fabales, Fabaceae. The transcript is spliced from 2 exons.
AUGUUAGAUGAUCAGAUUAAGCAGUUAUACUUAAUGGAUAUAGACAAGAUCUUACAUUCCUACGGUAAAAUCUUGAAAGACUAUCCUCCUAUGCCUUUAGCAACUGAAGUUGAUAGUUCUUUGUUAAUCGAAAGGGUUAUCAGGGAAGAGCUAAACUUUAACAGGGAUGAGUUAAAGAAAAAUGCCUCAGACAUAUUAGCCAUCGCAACACCUGAUCAGAAAUAUGCGUUCGAUAAAAUUAUUACAGGUGACAAUAUGGAUGGUGAAUCUGAGAUAUAUCUUCCAGAAGAUAUUGUUAUUUCUUCUUCAGACCAAGUAUUUAAUGAGUUGGUUCAUUUUUCUUAUCCAAAUAUUUUGGAAAACAUGUCUUCAAAGGAUUUUUUCAAAGCAAGAACUAUACUGGCUCCCACAUUGGACAUUGUUGAAGAGGUCAACAACUAUCUGAUGGCUAUCAUUCCUGGAGGGAAAAAAUUAUAUCUUAGUUCGGAUUCAAUUUGUAUGGAUGAAGGGAAUACGAAGAGUCAACUAGAUCUCUAUGGUCCUAAAUUACUAAAUAGCAUAAAUUGCUCUGGUUUGCCUCCACAUAAAUUAAUACUCAAGGUUGGUGUUCCGGUGAUGUUACUAAGGAAUAUUGACCAAUCCAGUGGUCUUUGUAAUGGUACAAGGCUACAAGUUAAGAAGAUUGGAAAUCAUGUCAUAGAAUGUGAAGUCUUAACGGGUAACAAUGUUGGUCAUAUUGUUUUGAUUCCAAGAAUGAAUAUGGUACCAACAAAUGAAAUCGUCCUAGUUAGAUUUCAACGAAGACAGUUUCCCAUAAUAGUAUCAUUUGUCAUGACAAUUAAUAAGUCUCAGGGACAAACUUUAUCCCAUAUUAAAUUGUACUUGCCCAAACCAGUUUUUACACAUGGCCAACUAUAUGUGACACUUUCAAGAGUUAAGAGCAAGAGAGGUUUAAAAGUUUUACUUAUAAAUUACGUAGGAAUGUCUGCAAAUUCAACCUUCAAUGAUAUUUAUAGAGAAGUCUUUGAAAAAAUAGGAUUCUAA